This is a messenger RNA of Spirodela intermedia, 4296 nucleotides long. The record is from the annotation of a GenBank genome assembly. Lineage: Eukaryota; Viridiplantae; Streptophyta; Magnoliopsida; Alismatales; Araceae.
AUGGAGGGUGAAGGGGGCAGGCCUCGAGCCGUUUUCAUGGCAUUCGGGACGAAGGGUGACGUCUAUCCAAUCGCGGUAACUCUCCCGCUAGGUUUUUCUUCUGGAAAACAAACAAACAAAUCUUUGAGUCCGUUCUGGGUCUGGGAGCAGAAUGGAGAUAUGGGUUGGGACUGGGACGAUAGUGUUCUUCUAGUAUUGGCGUUUGCUAUGAAUUUAGGUCAGAGAUGCGGAUUUUGUACUCCUUCUGAUGGAUCGCGUUUUCAGUUUUCAAGCACGGUUAUGCCACCCAGCUUGAUUGUGAAUAUCUCUUUCGUGUGAUUGACCUCUUUCUCCCCGCCGUAUGGCUUGAAAAAUGUGGCUCUAUGCGAUCAGUGCUGUGUUGGCGCCCAUUCUUCUUCUCCGGCAAGCAAGGUCCUGAGCCUUAGCCGCCCAUUUUGUUUUCAGGCGAUUGCUUCAGCUCUUUCGUGUGAUCGCAAAGAUUAUGAUGUGAUACUGAUCACCCAUUCAGCUCACAAGGUAUGUGGCACGAAGAUUUCUUGUCAUCUCCACAGCCUCGAGGUUUUUCAUUCCCCUAAUUAUUUCAAGCUCCCCCGUCGGAGUGCUGUUGUCUUCGGUUCAUGCAGUCACUGGCUGGAUCUCUAGAAGCGAGAGGGGUUCACUUUAUUCCAGUUUCUACGCCUGCUGUCUUGUCACGAAACCAUGGCAGCUCUGCCGAAGGUGAUAUGCAUAGGAAGAAGCGUCUUUUCUUCGCUUCUUCUUCACACUCAUGCUGCGUAUAAUUAUCUUUUGCAGCCGUUUCCAGCAAUUUUUGACACCUAUUUUCUUGUUCUAGAUUCGGGGGAACUCCCUUUCUCCAUGCAGAAGAAGGCCAUCCGGGUGGGACACAGGAAGGAGUGUUUAUCCGCUGUAGAAGGAAUCUUUGGAGACGGCCCUAGCCUGGAGGGUGAUUUCAUCUUGAUCAACUUCUUUGCCUUGGUAACGCUCGUCGUAAGCCCGGAAAUUGCACUGCAUUUUUUCUUCUUCUUCUCAAGAAUGGCGCAUAUGAAGCUUACCCUUUGCCAAUAAAUAAUCUAAAUCUGUGUACUAUUAUGGAUUGUGGUCUAGGAAGGAUGGAACCUUGCCGAGCUGUUUCAGGUCUGCUGUGUUGUUGCUGCUCCCUAUGUCGUUCCCUAUAGGUACACAACUCUUUUCUCUCUGGUUCUGAUCUAUGCUUUCUGGGGCUGCUGUCUGGGCAAAACGGAAAUGAAUUUUUUAUUUGGCAAGUAUGUAUACGUUCUUUCUCCAAAAUCUCACAUCAACCCUCUCGAUUAGAAGAUGAGAACUUCUAAACUUUUGAACUGGGAAUAUUGUGAAAGGGUUUGUGGGUCAUUUGAGAGAUGAGAUUAUCAUCGGGUUUAUGCCACCAGUCCAGAAAUCAUCGUUCUUUGAAAUCAGGCUGCAUAAUUUUGCUGCAAGGCAUUAAAAAAAAAAAAAGGACUAGCUUUCUAGACUGUGUUAGUGACAACGACAAUGGCGAUGAUGAAUGAUUGCCCACCUAAUUUGUGCAGCGCCCCUUCAUCAUUUGAACGCCAAUUCAAAGAUGAGCUCCCGCUUCUACAUCGGCAUCUUCAAGAAUCACCUCUUGGCAAGGUCUGAUUGCUUGCAUUCUGCUUAAGCCCAGCUUGCAAGCCUUGUAAUUAUCCUCUUUUCAUUUCUGUGGCGUUGGGCUCCUCCACUGUUCAAUUUUAUAUCUGAUGGAAUGACCUGAUGGUUUCAGCAUCGCAGGCUGAAAGAAAUCUCAACCCUUCAUUUUCUAGGUCUGCUGGAGUGAUGUUAUUCAUUGGAUGUGGCCACUUUUCACUGAAGACUGGGGAUCCUGGAGGAGCGACUCCUUGAAUUUAAGCCCUAUCCCAUUCACAGUCAGUACAUCCUUUCCAGGUUUUUAUAUUUUUUUUCCCAUUUAAGUUUCACCCUUUUCAAAAAUAAAAAAUAUCUGUACCAUUAAAAAAAUUAUAAUCUGAGAGCGACAACUGGUGCUGAUAAUUAGGAUGGUGCAAACCCUGAAUUAUUGAUCCCAAAUGCAGGAUCCAGUGACCUGCCUCCCAUCGUGGUCUUCACUCGAGCAAUCUCCAUUGUUGCUGUAAGACUCCUCAGCCUCGUAGUUUUCUUUACCGUAGAGUCUGUAACGUUGAUGACAGCUCGUUCUAUACAGAUUGCAUUAUGUUUAAAAGGCUCACUGACCAGUCAUGAACUCCCAAAAAUGUCCUUCGUUUGUGCAGAUAUGGGUUUAGCAAAGAGGUCGUAGAAUGCCCAGGUAUUUAUUGAUUAAGCAUGCCUUAAUGCGUCAUUUCCUCUGCGGGACAUCUGCAAAUACAUAUUAGUGAACGGAUUGGCCAAUCAGAUCAAGAUUUCCGUUCUGAUUUACCGCAUAAGUCAUCAUCAAUGCACCUGCUUUUAAGUCUGUCACCGGUUGAAACAGGGUAUUGGCCACCAAAUGUGCAUGCGUGUGGGUUUUGGUUCCUCCCCAUGGACUGGCAGUUCUCAUGCGCCCAAUGCAGGGAGAGAAUGCUGCAUCGUUCUGCAUAUCUGACCAUGACUGAGGACCUCUGUUCGAGCCAUGUUGAUUUGGAACACUUUAUGAAGACUUCUGGCCAUUCAUGCCGGCCCAUUUUUGUUGGGCUGAGCUCUAUCGGGAGGUACGUUUCAGUGUGCUCAAAUCAAUUUCUGCUUGCUCUCCUCCUUGAUCUGGUCCCAAGUCCUUUAAUGUUGUACAACGUGAGAGGGCCAAGGCUACAAGGGGUUCGUCUGUAUUAUGUCAAUGAAGAUAUUUUCUGUAUAAGGUCGUCCAAAAGUAUACAUGAAAAAAUCCAUGUCUCACCAGGAGGAGAACAGUGUUAGACGGAAGACCCAUGGCCUAAAUCAGAAACAGGGCCGUUAGAUUGAAGAAAUCCAUGAACUUGGCCCAAGUUUUUGCUAGUUCGGGUCCUAGAUUGUCUGAUCCUGUGAGAACCAGUCCUUAGCCAGACCAUUUGCUCAUAUAAAACAACUCUUCUUCACAUAAUCGAAUGUCCAACCGGAUCCUCACACGGCUCCGACAUUGUGCAGCAUGGGCUACAUUGUGAAUCCCCGGGCGUUUCUCUUGGUGCUAAAAGCUGUCACAGAGAGAACUGGCCAAAGAUUCAUCCUUUUCUCCUCUGGUUAUGAGACUUUAGAUGCCGCCAUCAGAUUAAUGGCCGAUGAAUUACCAAACCCUGUUCAAACGCCUCAAUCCGACUGCGCUGGGGACUUUGCCCUUCUCCAUGAGAACCGUCUGUUUUGUUUCUCUGGGUGAGGGAUUUCUUCAUAACUCGUCUCUUGGCUGCUGGGUUUUGGCUGGCUUCAUCCUCAUAGACUGACCCAUUCUAUAUUUUUAUCUUUUUUUUUUUUUGGUAGCAACGUACCGUACAGCUGGCUCUUCCCGAAAUGUGCUGCCGUGAUUCACCAUGGGGGCAGGUGAGAAGCUUGGGCUCCGAUCAUUUACAGAACGACCACUGCCCUUGAGAAUAAAAGUCCCACAUUUUAGCCCUUAUCUUGUGACAGUGGGUCUACGGCUGCAGCAGUAGCCGCAGGUGUCCCGCAGGUACGUGAAAGAGACGCCGGCUCUCAUCUACUCCGACGGCUUCACGCCCUUUUGCUCUGUUGUUGUCCUGAAUUCAGUUUCUGAUGCUGAUCCAUUGGUGCCCUUAUGAGAUUGAAGAUAGCAUUAUCCCUCGCCCAGCCUCCUGCGUGCACCCAUCCUGUCCUAGAGAGAGAAUGGGAGAGAGAAACGGGCACUGGGCUUUCGGGACGUGCUCGUUUUUCUUUCAGGGCAGUUGGGCUCCGGGGUUGCUUGCCUGGCUGAUCUGAUAGUAAAGGGGACUCCUUUCAGGUGGUGUGCCCUUUUGUGCUGGAUCAGUUUUACUGGGCGGAGAGGAUGCAUUGGCUUGGACUCGCACCAGAGCCGCUGCAGAAGGGCAGUCUGGUUCCAGAGGAUGAUGAUGCGGCGACCAUCGAGAGGGGCGCCUGUGCUGUGAUGAGGGCCAUAGAAUCGGCUUUGUCACCUGAUGUAAGGUCUCAUGCUGCUGAAAUGGCUGAAAGAGUUUCAAUGGAGGUACUUUCUUCCCUAGUUGAGUAAAAGCCCAGAGCCUGCCCCGGGCCAGCACCUGUGUGUGUGUGUGAUGGAUGCUUAGCAUUUGAUGUUUUGACUCGGACUAACCUUGGUAAUUGCAGGAUGGGAUUGCAGCGGCUCUAAAGAUCCUCGAGCAACAGGUUCUUCGUCCUAGAGGGGGAGACGGGUGA